This is a messenger RNA of Aphanomyces astaci, 1035 nucleotides long. RefSeq lists its product as hypothetical. Gene Ontology annotation, biological process: proteolysis. NCBI's taxonomy places the organism in Eukaryota, Oomycota, Saprolegniomycetes, Saprolegniales, Verrucalvaceae. The transcript has a single exon. The record is from RefSeq and is a predicted model, not a curated record. Gene Ontology annotation, molecular function: serine-type endopeptidase activity. Bases 1 to 1035 code for a protein of 344 amino acids.
AUGAACGUUCUGUUUGCCUUGUCUGCUCUCUUCGCUACCUCCACGGCCUUGGUCGCCCAACAAAGAAUUGUUGGCGGCGUCGAAGCUGCAGUUGGCCAGCACUUGUACGUAUGCGGACUUCGCAGAACCAAGUCGGGGACUUCUCUGUGCGGCUCCAGUUUGAUCGCCCCCAACGUCGUCUUGACCGCCGCCCACUGCACCAGAAAUGACCGCAAGUUUGUGUCGAUCGGGUCACAUUUCAGGUCCGGCAUCAGCGAUGGCGAACGCAUCAAAGUCAAGCAAUUCAUCAAACACCCUAAGCACAACAACGUGACCAACAGCUAUGACUUUGCCAUCUUGAUCUUGGAAGAACCGUCCAAAUUCCCUCCGGUCCAGGUCUCGUUCGACACAGUGGCGCCUGGCACCCCUACGAUUUUGCGCGGGUGGGGUCGUAAGUCUUCUGGCGGACCUUCUUCCCUAUUUCUAAUGGAAGUCGGUGUUGAUACCAUCAGCAACGACCAAUGCGCAAAGCUGUUGACCGGAUACACCGUGAGCGAAGCCAUGCUGUGUGCGGGUGGCGAGUUGGGCGAAGAUUCGUGCCAAGGCGACUCUGGUGGACCAUUGACGGUCGAAUCGAACGGGUCUGUCAAGUUGGUGGGUGUGAUCAGCUGGGGCCUCAAAUGUGCCCAGAAGGACAAGCCUGCGGUUUAUAGCCGCAUCUCCAUCGCCCGCGACUUCAUUGAACCCUUCAUCACCACGUCCCCCACCGCUGUCCCUAUCACCACCAAGCCUUCUGCUGCCCCCACGGCCUCCCCUGUUACCAGCAAGACCCCUCCUGCGGCCCCGAUUACCACGAGCCCUACCGUGGCUCCUAUCACCACUGACAAAGUACCUACGGUGGCCCCCACAGUCGCCCCUACGACUGUCUCGCCGUCCAAGUGCAAUGGCUGCUCUACGUGCUUCUACCCUAUCCUAAACCACUGCUUCCCCCCUGCGUACUCCAAGUCGACCUGUGCGACGUUCGCGAGCUUGGGAGCGUUUUGGUGCGGCAACUAG